This is a messenger RNA of Trichoplax adhaerens, 447 nucleotides long. RefSeq lists its product as uncharacterized. The transcript has 3 exons. The record is from RefSeq and is a predicted model, not a curated record. Lineage: Eukaryota; Metazoa; Placozoa; Uniplacotomia; Trichoplacea; Trichoplacidae. The coding region runs from base 1 to 447 and encodes 148 amino acids.
AUGGGAAGUGGAUCAUCGACUUGCGCAAGUGAUAAAUCGGUUGAGAUAAAAUUAAAAAUGAAAGGCAGCAGCUCCAUACCAAUUCGUAGACCGUCUGCCAUCUUAAAUGCAGAAAUUAAUACAAAGCAUUUAACUAUUAACCCUACCACGGCUUAUCGAUUAGCAGUAGCAGCUCAAGGCGGUACUGUGAGCACUACCAAUACUGGCAAUAACUUACCUAAAAAGAAUAAAAAUCGGAUAGUACGUAAUCAAAAGUAUCAAAAACCUCAUUUUGAAAUCUUUAAAGCUAGCAAUGGUGAAGAAUACACUAUUUUUGUGAGAACUGACAGUCAUAGAUUCUAUAUCAAUUGCAUUACUCAGGAAUGGAAACCUAUUGACUCGUCAUGGUAUGAUCAUGGGACAUUUUUUGCCUGCGAGCAACAUGAAGCGGAGGAAUACAUUGUAUAA